AUGUUGGCCCCGUUCUUCGAAAAAGCUCCAUCUUUGAUUAUUUCUCCAACCGGCGCCGUUUUAUUCGAAUGUAUUUGUAAUGCGAAUCCAGAGCCAACUGUUAAGUGGUAAGUUUUUUGAGAAGACCUGAUAAUCUGAGCAAAAAAAAAUUCUAGGUUUUUGAAAGACAAGGAGCUCACGGGUGAUCGUUACGUUCAAAAGGUCAAAAAGAUGGUUGGAAAAUACACGGUGACUUUGCAAAUCAAGAAUCCCACUCAAGAAGAUCAGGGAGUUUACAAAGCGGUCGCCACAAAUUCACACGGUUCGCACAGUGUUGAACAACAAUAUAUUCAUAAGUGUACAGCUAAUCAGGUCUUUAAAACUUUGGAUUGA
Caenorhabditis angaria is the source of this 372-nucleotide messenger RNA. NCBI's taxonomy places the organism in Eukaryota, Metazoa, Nematoda, Chromadorea, Rhabditida, Rhabditidae. The record is from the annotation of a GenBank genome assembly.